Molecule: messenger RNA, 1534 nt
Organism: Pterocles gutturalis (yellow-throated sandgrouse)
Lineage: Eukaryota; Metazoa; Chordata; Aves; Pterocliformes; Pteroclidae
Gene: DEPDC1
Product: DEP domain containing 1
Exons: 10
Biological process (GO): intracellular signal transduction
Cellular component (GO): nucleus; transcription repressor complex
Source: RefSeq, a predicted model, not a curated record
GUGGAAUGAAAUUACAAAAUAUUUCCGAGCAGGCAUGCCGUUAAGGAAACACAGGCAACAUUUCAAAAGACAUGGGAGCUGUUUUACUGCGUCCGAAGCUGUCGACUGGCUCCAUGAAGUGUUGAGGAGUAAUAGUAACUUUGGUCCCGAAGUUACUAGGCAGCAGACUAUUCAGCUAUUAAGAAAGUUUCUCAAGAAUCAUGUAAUUGAAGAUGUAAAAGGGAGAUGGGGGUCUGAAAAUUUAGAAGACAAUGGUGCGCUAUACAGAUUUCCUUCAACAUCUCCAGUUAAACCUCUACCAAGCUCAUGUCCACCAAAAGAGAACCUGGAAAACUUCUCUAGAGACAAAGAGAGGCUUUUUAAACUGCCAUAUUUAUCCAGGAGAACUUUCAGAAAACAUGAGUCACUACAGUCUCUGGAAAAUAUAGAAAAACCAAAACCAAAUAUAAUAGAGGAAAACAAGGAAGACACACUGCAUAAGAAGGAAAUAAGCCAGGAAUAUGUGCAAGAAACAUGGAGAAAUAUCAUUCUAAUACAUUUGCAAACCAUUUUAGGCCUCCCAUCUCUGGACGAAGUUUUGCAGCCAACACAGAUAGUUCCUGAGUAUGUCAUAUACAAUAUGACUAACACCACCAGACAUGGUGUUGUUGUUUUGCAGAACAAAUCAGAAGACCUCCCUCACUGGGUGUUGUCAGCUAUGAAAUGCCUCGCGUACUGGCCUAGAAAUAAUGACAUGAGCCAACCAACUUAUAGUGGGUUUGAACGGGAUGUAUUCAGAACAGUUGCUGAUUACUUUCUCAGUCUCCCUGAACCAUUACUUACUUUUGAGUACUAUGAACUUUUUGUUAAUAUUUUAGAUCUCCUUCAGCCUCAUUUAGAAAGAAUUGCUGUUGAAGCACUACAGAUAUGCUGUUUGUUGCUUCCACCACCAAAUCGUAGGAAGAUUCAGCUCCUGAUGCGGAUGAUCUCUCGGAUCAGUGAAAAUGUUGAUAUGCCACGACUGCAUGAUGCGAUGGGAACGCGUUCUCUGAUGAUCCAGACCUUUUCUCGCUGCGUGCUGUGCUGUGCAGAAGAGGUAGAUCUCGAUGAGCUCCUUUCUACGCGAUUAGUUUCAUUUCUCAUGGACCAUCAACAAGAAAUAUUCCAAGUGCCAACUUACCUGCAGGUCGCAGUGCGAGAUCACAUAGAAUAUGUGAAGAUGGCCCAGUGCAAGUAUCCAGAGGAAGAAAUUUGUGCCAUAUUGCCAACGUAUUCGUACUGCAAACAAAUAACUCCUCAGGAGUUUGAAGAACAAAAGGUUUCCACCUCUCAAGCUGCAGUGGCAGAGCUCUUGGAGAACAUUAUCAAAGAUAAAAACCUGUCUGUGAAAGACAAAAAGAAAAAGCUAAAACAGUUUCAGAAGGAAUACCCUCUGAUCUACCAGAACAGAUUCCCAACUACAGAGAAUGAAGCGAUGCUGUUGGAGAACAAACCUACCAUCAAACAACCGAUGCUGAGCCUAAGAAAACCAAGAUUUCGUAGCCUAAGAUAUUAA